GCUUCCGGUGGCAGUCGCUUCUCCGUGAGAACGGCCGGAGUCGGAGCGGGCCGGUCCGGGUCCGCUGUGUCUGUGUGGGGGUGUGCCUGUGACCGUAGUAGCGACCGUGCUGUGAUCGGUGCCGUUCUGUUCCCGCGGUGUUCCGACCCCGACGGGUCUGUGUCGGCGCGGUGGGCGGUGGGCGGCGAGGUAUGCGUGCCCGCGUGCCGGCCGGACGCGGCGCGCUCCCCUGAGGCCCUCCGGCGCGGUUAUGGCGCUCCUCAGACACUGCUUUUUCUGCUCGCUGCUGGUGGCCUGCGUCACCUGCGGCGUGAUCGAGGCCAUAGCAUACCUGAUUGCUUUUGGUGUGCAGCUAUGGUGGAUCGUCGACACAAAAGAGACGAUGCCAGCACCAGCCUACAUUCUGUGUGCGGGCUACCUCAUCAUGCUGCUUAUAUCCCUCAUAAUGCUCAUUGGGAUAGCGAUGAAACGCUCACGGUACCUUCUCGCCUGGCUUCUGGUCAUGAUUGUCUUCUUCUUCCCUGAGAUGGGCAUGGUGCUUUUUAUGAGCAUAUAUCAUUGGAACAUUGAAUCAGACUACGGUCUUGGUGACCUCGUAUUCUACAUAUGCAGAGCUGGAUUAAAUCUGGUUUCUCUAAUAUGUAUCCAAUCAUUGCACGCUACAUGGAAGGAAGAAAAGUUUUCGUUGCAUAGGUUGGAGUCGCUAAACAUGAAGGUGGGUCCGUCCGUUUUGCGGAACGGCGCGGUGGACCGGGCCUUCCACGGCGGGGCCAUCACCUAUACGAACGGGGUGCCGAUGGCGGCACCGGCGCUAGUCAGAUCGGUAUCGUCGGCGUCUCAGUACGCGGCGGCGGCUGCACGCUCGGGACGUAGUCAGUUCAACGCCGCCUUCUACGGCCUGGGCGGCGGUGCGCCCGUGGUACGGGCUCAGAGCGCGCUAGGUGUCGGCGUCGGCGAGUUCCCCACCUUCGCGUACGAGGUGCCGCACCUGGUGUACGUGCCGCGGUACGGUACCCAGUCGCUCGACCGGCGGAAGAUGGGUCGCGGGCCGCGCAGGAGCACCUCCAUGGACGCUCUCAACCUGGGCGGCUCGCUGGUGCCGGGCGUGACGCCGUGCCACUGCUGGAUGGCAGCCGGUCAGCCGCGGCGGCAGCACGAGAGCAGGAGCUCGCUGGGAGCCGAGUCGGACUCAUACCGGUACAGGGACGUGGCGCUCUGACCGGUGUACCGGGUCGGGUACACUGGUCGUACCGGUACAGAGACGUGGCGCUCUGACCGGUGUACCAAGUCGGGUUCACUGGUGUGGUGAGCUGGCGGACAGUUGUGUCCUCUGGUGGCCUCUAGUGUGCUCUGCUGGCUCUGCUCGUCUUCCGGGACGGGAAGACGCGAACUGUGGCCUGCCUGGAGAGCCAGGUCAGAAGAGCCGCCCCGCUCUGAGUGCUAGUGACGGAUAGAAUCCGGGAAAACGGGACAGCAGAUGGGAUGGUAGUGGGUUCGUAUUCAGGGAGCGUCAAACUGCCGCCGAGCUAACGGUCGGAAAACGGAGUAGAAUACUGCCUCACAGUGUCGAUAGUGGCGCUUUGUGGCUCGUUCUGUAUGAAUGGACCCGGUACCUGACCGCCUGGGUCUCCCGGUCGCCGCCGUCGGCUCGGGGCUGGCUCCCGGCGCGUGUCGACGUCUCGCGGAGGCCAUAUGGUGAUGUGGGGGUGAGGCGGCCGUCGGUGCCGCCUCAGAGAGCGCCGGCCUUGUCAGAAGAGAGUGGCGUCAUCACUCCCGCCCACUCCGCCAACACACCGUGUGUCGACAUUGAAACAGGGGAGUGCCGCUCUCCGUGACGGUGAGUGCCCUGACAUCUACCGGUAGGAUAAGGAGGUAGGUGGUUGUGCUGCCAUCUGUUGGGAAGGUACAGAGGUUGAGGUCCCAAGGUGAGGUCUUCUCAGGUGAGCUUACUGCCAUCUGCUGGUAGUGCGUAAAACCUGUGCCUGCCUCGCUGAACCAUUGAGGUGCUGGUGCUGCCAUCUCUCGGCGUAGUUGCGUUUGAAGGAUGCUCUCGACUCCUCAGCUGGCCGUCAUUGCCUGCUUACGAGUGUGCCUGCUGGUUCACCGUUCCGUGCUUCUAUCCUCAGGAUACUGAAAUCCUUCUCCUCCACGCCACAACCCCCCUCCGGGC
Amphibalanus amphitrite is the source of this 2170-nucleotide messenger RNA. RefSeq lists its product as uncharacterized. The coding region runs from base 251 to 1219 and encodes 322 amino acids. NCBI's taxonomy places the organism in Eukaryota, Metazoa, Arthropoda, Thecostraca, Balanomorpha, Balanidae. The record is from RefSeq and is a predicted model, not a curated record. The transcript has 9 exons.